AUGAAUACAAAUAACAAUAAUACAGAUGAAUUUAAUGAAGAAGAAACCUUUAUUUUUGAAUAUGACCAUGAUAACUUUCUUGAAACAUACCAAAUAGCAGAAAAUAAUUAUAUCGAUUAUGAGGUAGAUGAAGAAUAUGAUACAGAAGCAGCACAUGUAGCAAAUGAAAUAGAAAUAAUAGACUCUGUAGCUUCUAGUAAUAAAUUAGAAGAUGAAAAUUAUACGAUACCACAAGAAACACAAGGGAAACUUACAGCUUGUUGUAUUAUGGAUUAUGAAAAUAAAAGUUUUCAAAAGUGUGGAAGUGAAAAAAAAUUACAGAAAUUAUCUCAGCUAAUUGGAAUUUGGAAAUUGGAUAAGGAAGUUAUCAAUAGCGUAGAAAAAGAUUUUUCACGUCUUGGAAUUUGCAUGUUACACUUUAAUUAUAAUCAGUGA
Messenger RNA from Diversispora eburnea, 435 nucleotides. Lineage: Eukaryota; Fungi; Glomeromycota; Glomeromycetes; Diversisporales; Diversisporaceae. The record is from the annotation of a GenBank genome assembly.